Molecule: messenger RNA, 2487 nt
Organism: Eleginops maclovinus (Patagonian blennie)
Lineage: Eukaryota; Metazoa; Chordata; Actinopteri; Perciformes; Eleginopidae
Gene: gss
Product: glutathione synthetase
Exons: 13
Coding region: 209-1639 (476 amino acids)
Biological process (GO): glutathione biosynthetic process
Cellular component (GO): cytosol
Molecular function (GO): glutathione binding; ATP binding; glutathione synthase activity
Source: RefSeq, a predicted model, not a curated record
CUGCCGCUUCGUGGCUACUGAAUGUUUGGAGCGCAGCAGAUCCGGACUAUAGAAUACAGGAACUGGAUUUUACACGUUACUAAGCAUAGUGUACCUCUAUAAGAGGUAUAACCUGGUCCACAGACAGUUACACUUUGUGCUGUGAGACUUGUUGAGAAGGACGAGGAACAACGACUGGACAAACCGGCUAGCUUGAAGGUGAAUCAAAAUGGCCAACGCAAUACCAGAGAAGAUAAGGAUGAAUACUACACUAUUAGAAAACUUGGCAGUAGUGGCAAAAGAUACAGCACUGCUGAAGGGGGUUCUAAUGAGGAUCCAAGAGACCCCCAACUCAUCAGAGUCGGUGACGUACGCUCCAUUCACACUCUUCCCCACACCGGUACCGGAGGCUGUGUUCUCCCAGGCGCUGGCGGUGCAAACUCACUUCAACACGCUGGUGGACAAGAUCAGCCAGGAUGCUGAAUUCCUGCAGGAGGCUCUAGCCAGCACCAUUGCAGUGGAUGAUUUCACGGCGAAGUUGUUCAAGAUCCACCAACAAAUCCUAAAAGAAGGAAGGUCUCAGCCUGUUGUGCUGGGUCUCAAUCGGUCAGACUACAUGCUGGACCAGGCAGCGGACGGCUCGUCUUCUCUGAAGCAGAUCGAGAUCAACACCAUCGCCGCCAGCUUCGGAGGGCUCUCAUCACGCACGCCAGAUGUACACCGACACAUCCUGAAGGCGGCCGGGCAGCUGAAGGAGAGCGAGCGGAUUCUAGACAACAACCCUGCAGCGGGGCUGGCCCGGGGUUUGGCUAAAGCCUGGGAGCUCUACGGAUCAGAGAAAGCAGUCGUCAUGUUCCUGGUGGAAGAGGUCCAGAGGAACAUCUUUGAUCACCGAUACGUUGAGAAAGAGCUCUGGAACAGGAACAUUCCCACAAUGAGAAGACGGUUCGAAGAUGUUUCUAAAACAGGCUCCCUCGAUCAGGACAAGAGGCUAUUUGUAGAUGGCCAAGAGGUUGCUGUGGUGUACUUCAGGAACGGCUACAUGCCUCAGAACUACAUUUCUGAAAAGGACUGGGAUGCUCGUCUGAUGAUGGAGCGCUCUCUGGCUGUGAAGUGUCCCAACAUCAGCACUCACCUGGCCGGAACCAAGAAGGUCCAGCAGGUGCUCGCUAGACCUGGAGUUCUGGAGAAGUUCUUCCCCGACCAGGCCCAAGUAGUGGAACAGAUCAGAGCGACGUUCACUGGCCUCUACACUCUGGACCUGGGACCUGAAGGGGACAAGACAGUAGCGAUGGCGCUGGCAGCACCAGACCGGUUCGUCCUGAAGCCUCAGAGAGAGGGAGGCGGUAACAACAUCUAUGGGUCAGAGAUCUGCCAGGUCCUGCAGGGAGUGAAGGACAGCACCGAGAGGACGGCUUAUAUUCUGAUGGAUCUCAUUCAUCCCACCCCCGUGCAGAACUACCUGCUGAGAAAAGACACUCCUCUCAAGAUCAGCACCUGUCUCAGUGAACUGGGAGUGUUCGGAACAUACGUCAGAAAAGGUAACGACAUGGUGAUGAAUGAGUGUGUGGGUCACCUGCUGAGGACCAAGAGUUCAGAACACUCGGAUGGAGGCGUAGCAGCGGGGGUGGCGGUGCUGGACAAUCCCCUCCUCGUCUGAGACCCGACAUCCGUACCUGCCGCUUCAGCCAAAAGAAAAUGCUUGAACGGACAAAGAUGAAAUCAAGGACGGAUAUUUGAGUCUCCCUUUUACACUAGCCUUCACUCUGUGUAGAGGAACUAUCCUGCAAAUCUUUCUCAAUUUUUGAUAUCACGAUGAUUUCUUUUAAUGUGAAGUGCUGCUAUCAAAAACACCCUCAAGGCAACCCGUGUGCCUAGAUCUAUUUCUCUAAUGUCCUAAAGACAUAAAUGUUGUGUCUAAAAACCGCUUUAAUAAUUUAAAUAAUAUAUGGAAUUAUUGUCCUCUUUCAUGUACUUUAAUCUUAAAACCAACACCUGUCUGUUAUUUUUCAGUUAUUUUAAACCAUUAAUUGAAUGUCUGCUUACAUAAUGCCACUGUUGUAUUUGUAUUAAAACACACAUGCAUUUCUCAGUCUGGAAGCCCUGCAUUCAUAAAGUAUGCAACAUUCUUGUUAAAAUCAAUGAUGGCAGAGAAACUUAAACCCGCUGACUGCUGCCUCGUUUUUAUGACGAACACAACACUGACAAACACUUUAUUUUACACAUAGUUGCUGUGACAUGUUGUAAUUAUCUAACCUUGGGAUGUUUAAACAAAUAUUAGCUUCUAUUCUAUCGUUUUCAUUCACUUUCUUUAUUGUAGAUUCAUUUUACUUUUAAAACUUAAGUCUUCAACUACUGAUUAUUAUCGUAUAUACACCAGUUAUUUUCUAGACAAUCGAUUGGUCCAUACAAUGUCAGAUAACAACACCAAGGUGAAGUCUAACACUGUUUUGUCAUUGAACCAAAGUUAUGUACUUUAGUAUGAAAUAAAACAGAAAAACAAAUCUC